UUGAAAUUCAAUACGAAAGUGCCAAUUCCGGCAGAAAACGGAAGUACAUUUUUGUUGUGCUUCUUAUUAUUUUAUUUUGCUUAUUAUUUGUUUAUUUUUGUUGUUUCAAAUGAAAGUAACUUGUUGAACAUAAGUGCCAAGAAAGUUUUAGCAAAUUAAUAUUGAAAUUGGCAGUUUUGAAUGUUUUUUUUUGGAAUUGAACAUCUAAUAAGCAAUUCAUAAAGCUAUAGAUAUUAUGAACAUAGUCAAAGAUUAGAAUAAUGACGAAAAUUCAGCUAAAAUUCAAAGAACAAUGAAUCUUCAAAAAGGUAAACAAAAAUAGACGCAAAAGGUGAUGCGAAACAAUAGAACUUCUCUAAACCGAAUUGUGAGCGUUCAGUCGACAAAAGUCGUGUGGAAAAUAUUGCAAAGUAAUGUGACAUGAUGAUUUUCAUACAAUUUUUCGAGACCACCACAAAAUGUGUGACAUGUAUUACAACAAUAGCCAAUAGUAUGAAAAAAAUUGAAAACAUUGAAGGGAAUAAAAAUUUAAAGUAAAACAUAUAAAACUGAUAUUAUUCAACAAGAAAAAUGUUUAAUUUUUUUUGUUUUAUACAAGAAGAUAAAGUGAUAUAAAUAAUAGAAAGAAAAUUGGUUUAAAUGAUGAUCAAAAUGCUGAUAAUUAUUUUCAUUUUACUGGAAAUAUUAUCUUUCGCUAAAUCUGGCCAGGAAGAAAUUCUUCAUGAUGGAUUUGCUGAAAAAUUUGACAAUUUACCAUCAGAGACUAUAAAUUCACAAGAAUCAUUGUCAUUAUUGCAAUUUCAACCAUCAAUUUUAGAUUUCUUACAAAGGUCAAUUGGGGAUCCCCAUGACGAAAGAGUUUAUCUUUUUAACAAACAUAAACAUAAGAAAGUUUAUCUUGGGAGUAUAUCGGGAAGUUCAUCAUCUGAUUUCUACUCAUCAUAUUUUGAGGACAAAGUUAUCGGACCUGAAUCCAAUACGUCUUUCAAGAUUGUCUUUCUACCAAGACAGAUAGGUGAAACAAAUUCAUCCCUUAUUAUCCACACAUCCUUUGGAACGAUAAACUACCACGUUAAGGGUGUUGGAAUUGAGUGUCAAUAUCGACUACGACCAUUGAUUGGAAUAAAGCUGCCGAUAAAUUCGUCGAUAUCACCAGAAAUUCAAUUAUAUAAUCCUCAUGCAUUUCCACUACAGAUUUCGGAAAUCUAUAGUAGCGGAGGUGAAUUUCAGUUGGAACUUCCAACAAACACAACAAAUGGUGAUCAAGAAGGAGAUUAUAAGUUAUGGGAAAUUCCAAGUUUCACAUCAAAGCCGAUAAUUCGAAUACGAUUUAAUGCUUUUCGAACAGGUAAUCAUUCCGCAUAUGUGCGCAUAAAAAUUGCCUCCUCGCCACUGAUGAGUGAAGAGAAGAUGCUUGUCGUACCGAUAGAGAUAGAAGUCUACAAUAAAAGUGGUUUAUACAUACAAACGCCACUGCUGGAUUUCGGUAUGGUUGGAAAUAAUGAUGGUAUGCAUAGAUUUGUGUAUGAUCUACUAAAUUCUGGCCCACAAACAAUUAGUAUCAAAAACUGGGGUGUGGAAAGUGAAAACCAAAUAAUUAAAAGUUCCGAAUGUUUAAAAAUUGACGUUGUGCAGUUUAGGCAAAGGAACUUUACCGAUUACCUGACUGUCGAUGUAGAUUGGUCAAAAUGCUUUGACAUAUCUCACAUAAUUACGGGAUAUAUAUUCUUAGUUGCCGAUGGUCUCGACGAGGACAUUGAGGAUGUCAUUUAUCGAUUUCCAUUUUAUGGUCACAUCAUACAAGGAAAUCUAAGCUACAACGUAGAAAACUUGAAAUUUUCUCGCAAUGAUAAGAAAACAUACGAGAUAAUAAGACCAUUUGUUAUUAAAAACAAUUACAAUGUACCAUUGGCAAUAACAAAUAUUUCUGUACCUGAGAGUUGUUCUCGAUAUUUUAAGUUGAGCGGAUUUAAUCCAACAAUCCUACAACCAAAUACUUUCCUCAAUCUACUGGAUAUUCAGCCAAAUCAUGGACAACAUAUACCGUUCAAUGUGACGACAUUAGAGGAACAUUUUAGGAUUAUUACUAACGUUUCAGACUAUAGCAUUCCACUAUGGCUAUAUACGGGAUUAUUAAGACGAAUUGUUCCAGUAGAUUUUGCUCGUGAACGAUCACAGAUUGAUGAGAAAGCUCUAAAUUUCGGUGCACUGCUACCGGUUGGUAAGCAAACAGAAUUGCUUAUCGCAUUUGUAAAUGAGAAUCCAAUAGCGAUCGAGAUAACAAGUUGGAAGGGUGCUAUUACAAGCGGAAGUGGUCAAGCACAAUUGAGUACUAUUAAUCGAGGUUGCAGUAAAAUGUCACUCGAUAAUUUACUAUUUUGUAGUCCAUACGUACCGCCUGGUGAAUGGAUAGUCUUUUCAAUAAGCGUACAAUCAAAUGCUGUGGGAUCAUUUGGAGGAAAUUUUUUAUUAAAAACGCCAUUUGAGGAAAUCAAUACGCCUGUGAAAUUUUCAACAGCCAUGGGAAGGUUGGAACUUAAAAACAAGCUGACGUUUGAGGAUUGUUUUCCAGGAAAAAUUUGUGCAUUGGAAGUGCAAGCAUACUCAACAUUUAUGAAGAAAAUGUAUGUAGAGGGAAUAGCUGUUGAUAUGGAUGGAAUUUCCUACGAAUUUGCUGUAAAACAACCAAAUGAACUACCAAUUAUAAUGCCAAAUGUCGAUACGAAUAUUGGCAAAUUAUUUUUUAAUCCAAAAGAAGUGCUGUGUAAGAAACGAUCAACAUGCUAUACAAGUUUUGAUAUGCUAUCAAGACCGUAUGGUGAGAUGUGGAUGAGAUUGCUGAAAAACUUUACAGCUUAUACAAUAUGGGAUAAUGAAAAGCUCCAGGCUCAAUUGAAUAGUUUUAUUGAAAUUAAGCAGAACAUGAAGCAAAUGCAGUUUAGACUGACAACAUCACAGAUACGUCGAUAUGAGUUUAAUGCAUCAAUAGACUUUGUUUGGCCACGGUUGUUACAGACUAAUGUAGAGUUUCCAUUCUUUCAAGUCAACAAAUAUGAGACUCAAUUUAUAGAAGUGUUUAAUCCAUCCGAUCAGCUUCUAUUUGUACAUUUUGUGCUGCAUAAUAUAUCAUUUCAUGGUGAAAAUAUAAAAAUCCUAUCAGAUGCACUCAUAGAAUGUCCAACAUGUGUUUUAAGUAAAGACAAUCCAUUUUCAUUUAACGUCUCUAUGGACAAGGAUAUUUAUGUUGAGGAAAUAGCACCACGAUCAAGUCUUAAAUUAGGAAUAAAUUUUUUUGCACAAUCGCCUGGUACUUAUUCAACGCUACUCUACUUACGCAAUAAUCUUACUAUUGUUGAAGCUAGAUGGUUAACUGCUCAUGUGGUUGUUCCUCAAUUUAAGUUUGGAAAUCGUAAGCCAGGAAAUUCAACACCCUUACAAUUUGAGAUUAAUGAGAAGCACGUAAAGUUGUGUGAGAAAAAGACGUCAGCGAAUGUUUUAGUGUCGAGUAAAAGGACAUUUACGGCAAAAAAUUAUGGGGAAGUUCCGCUAUCGAUCUAUGGAAUGAGAAUAGAGAAUGAUUUAUGUGUAGGAUAUGGAUUCAAGGUUCUAAACUGCGAGCCAUUUCAACUUCAACCAAACGAAUCAAAAAAGAUAGAAAUUGGAUUCUCACCGGACUUUACACUGUCAAGAGUCGUUAGGACAUUAAAUUUUGACACAAGUAUCGGUUCUAAUGUAAAUUUUACUCUCAUUGGAACUGUAGCGACACAAGCAUUAGAGGUUUGUGGUAAAAAUAUUCAACGUCCAACGUGGGAAGCUGAUUUCAAAAGUAAAGUCAUGAUUGUACUAUGUGUUGCACUAGUUUUAGUUCUUAUCUCAGCUGUCAUAGAUUCUGAUAGAAUUCUCAAAGAGCAUGCAAAAGCUAUGACACGAGAGAGGGGAUCAAUUAAGGCACCAUUAGAUUUAAGGAGGAUAGGUAUUGAUAUGGUCGCUGGAAGUAUAACAUUCUCAUUUGGACCACCGACAACGACAUCACAAGAGCAGUUGAACAAUCUUAAUAACCACAAUGCCUCACUUAAUACCAUUAGGAAACGUUUAACGAUUACCAAAAAUUUAACAGAGCUACGUAAUAAAUUCAUGACAGCGACAAAGAAUGUGCAGAAUACUGACAGUCCCAAGCAACAAUCACCUAGACCAACAAAGUCUGAUGUUCCUAAAAACAAUAAGACUAAUAAUGAACAACAAAAUAAUGGAAAGGAAAAUAAAAAGUCAACUCUUCCAUCAACUGAAGAUGAUUCAGCAUCGUCCUCGUCAUCGUCAAAGGAAAACUGUGAUGCCAUAAAAAGUUUACAAAAGAAUGAAAUUCAAGACUCCUCAUCGACUAAAAAUAAGAAUAGUGGCAAAAAGUCAAAGAAUCAACUUAACAUCUCGGAUACAUCGAAAGAUCAAAAGAAUAAUCUUCAACAACAAAAGGUGGCAACCGUUAAACCAUUGAACAACAAUCAGAAUCAAGUCAAUCGCACUCAAGUAGCAAAUAAAGAGAAUAAUAAGAAUAAGUUGGCAACAGUGGUACCACAACCAUUGCAAACACCAGUCAAGCCUAUAACCGUUCAGAAAAAUCAAUCGCCGACAUUAAGUGUUCAUUCAAAUGAAGGAGGAUUAAAAGACACAAUCCAGCUCGGCAAUCAUCAAAAUGAGAAUAAUGUAUUUGUUGAUAGCAAUGAAUCACUUAACUCGAUCAAAAACGAAGCGCCGAAGCAGCCCAAUGCUAAGUACCCUAUCAAUAAUAGUAAUAACAAUAAUAAGAAUGCUGUACGUGAGAAAAAGAUGCCGAUGAAUCCUGUCCAGAUCCAGAAUAACAUUGUUCCAAAUAAUAAUAAUAAUGUAAAGAGAACUCCUGGAAAGGACAAUAAGCAGUUCAUAUUCAAGCAGAACUUUACUAAUAUUGGGAAGUUACCAAAUAACAAUAUGAUUAAUAAUAAUUCUAAUCAGACUCAACAGAAUUAUUUUGCAACAAAUUGGACUCCACCAGUUAGUAACAGCAUUUGGAGCAAUUCCAGUUAUAGUGAAGUUGUGGCUCAGCCAACAUUGGAACCAAAACCAAAUCUCAAUUUUCCAACUACACUCAAUGGAAAUUUGGGAUAUCGUCAUCAAGAAUUGGACUUUAACCGUAGCAAUUGCUUUAAUCGAGCAAAUGACUCGUGCGUUUUAGAACAAGAAGAUAAUAACUGUACACAAUAUGGACCGAUUGGAACGAGAAAGUCACCAUCGUCAACGCCCUCAUGGGAAUGGGAACCACUGAAUACUGGAUUGAAUCAACAUUUGUCAAAGCCUCUUGCUUUUAAUGGAACCAACUAUUUCAAUCCACAACAAAAUUUUGGGAUUCAGCAAUCGAAAUUGAUGAAUUUGAUGAGUUAUAAUGAUAAGAUCCAGCAGCAGCAGCAGCAACAACAACAACAAAUGCAACAGCAACAAAUUCAACAACAGCAGCAUCAACAAUCUAUGGAUGAACGGUACCAAUACAUAAUGAAAAUGAAAGAACGUAAGCAGACAGAAUGGUUAAAUACAGUUGGAAACUCAUCGGCUGAGGCAUCAACAUCAAGCUUAUGGUCUGGUUCAACAAAUUGGGCUUCUCCAUCCCCACCAUUAAGCGUACCACCAGGAUUCGAACAACAAUUUCAUCAACAGCAACAAGGCAUACAAAAUUCUCAGCCGAUACAGAAUAUUAACGGUAAUAAUAACGGCAAUAGCAACAAUCAGCAGUCAUCUAUUCCUGCUUAUGAUUUGUUCAAAUCAUUGAGUGUCAUUUGGGAGCCAAAUCGCAAUGACGGUAAUGAACGUGAGACACGCAAUCAAUAAAAUAAAUCACAUGAAUUAAAUGUUCAGUUUUUAUUUCAUUUUUGCGUUUCCAUUGCACAAUUUAAUUGAUUGACUUGAGAGAUUCAAUUUUUAUUAUCAACAAAUAAUAACAAUAUUUGAUUACUUUUGACAUUAUGGACCUCUAUUAUUUUACAAUUUUUUGAGAGUUCUAGUUGUUGAUUAUGAUUCUUAAUGUUAAUUUGAAUGCCACAAGAUGUUUACAAAAAAAAAAUGGGUGUUUUGAAUUUUAUUUAAAAUAAAUGAGCAAAAUCUAAUGCAAUGCAGAGAAAAUU
Molecule: messenger RNA, 6149 nt
Organism: Chironomus riparius
Lineage: Eukaryota; Metazoa; Arthropoda; Insecta; Diptera; Chironomidae
Source: the annotation of a GenBank genome assembly